Phyllostomus hastatus (greater spear-nosed bat) is the source of this 3327-nucleotide messenger RNA. RefSeq names its product regulator of G protein signaling like 1 (gene RGSL1). The transcript has 21 exons. Bases 22 to 3327 code for a protein of 1101 amino acids. NCBI's taxonomy places the organism in Eukaryota, Metazoa, Chordata, Mammalia, Chiroptera, Phyllostomidae. The record is from RefSeq and is a predicted model, not a curated record.
GAGGACAGUAGGCGGAGAUCUAUGGCAACAACAAAGAUAAUUGGUUCUACAAAUCUCCUAAUUCUGCUGGAGGAUGAAGUCUUUGCCGAUUUUUUCAACACGUUUCUUUCUCUCCCGGUCUUUGGCCAGACACCUUUUUACACAGUUGAAAAUGCAGAGUGGGGCUUGUGGCCAGAAAUCCCUCAUGACUUGAUUUCAAAGUACACAGGAUUUUUGACCUGGCUGGGAAAAUACCGGUUGCCUUUCUUCUGUAAAACCAACUUGUGUUUCCAUUACAUUCUCUGUCAAGAGCUCAUCAGUUUCAUUAAUUCCCCAGAAGGAGCCCACAUGAUGAAGUGGAAAAGAGCAGACCAGUGGCUACUCCAGAAAUGCAUUGGCGGGGUCAGAGGGAUGUGGCGCUUCUGUACCUACCUCAAGGGCAGUGCAGGUGAAGAGCUGGUGGAUUUCUGGAUCCUUGCCGAGAAGAUCCUGAGCAUCGAUGAGAUGGACCAGGAAUUGAGAGACUACUACCUAUCUCUGCUCCUUGUGCUGAAGGCCACCCAUCUUAGGGAGGGCUCACGGGUAGUGGCUCUCUGCAACAUGAACAUCAAGUCCUUCCUGAACUUCUCCAUCUGGCAUCCCAACCAGUCAACCACCAGGAGGGAGAUCUUGAGCAACAUGCAGAAAGUGGCUCUGUUCAAAAUCCAGAGCUAUUGGCUUCCCAACUUUUACACCCAUGCGAAGACCAUCAUAGCUAAGGAGGAGUCAUGCCAGGGACUGAUGCAAGAAUAUGAGACUCGCCUGUGCAGUAUUUGCUGCACCCAUGAAGGAGAGCUCCCUGUGAACAUGAGCAUCAAGAACUCCCACCACCUGCAGAAGCAGUACUCGAGCAGGAAGACCAAACGGAAGAUGUGGCGGUUGACAGGUCAUGCCUCUUGGUCUCUAGAAUUGGAUACCAAGCCAGACACCAACUGUAUGUUCUCCCAGGAGAUCUGCCCUCAGGAGAUGGUUACACAAAUGCCUUCCCAGAAAAAGAUCUCUUUGACCGACAGAGUAACCAGAUCCCUAGAAAAAGAUAUUCUCUCUGCCAAGAAGUCCAAGAUGAAGAAGAUAGCCAAGAGCCGCCCCCACAUGGAAGGCCUCUUUGAGACAAAGUUCUCUGCCCACCUGAGGACUCUCACCCCCAUCAUCAGUCACUACCCCCGGAUGACAAUCAAGAAGGCCAUCAAGCAAAGACUCUCCGUGGGGUACACCCACUGGGCCUUGUGUGCUGAUGCCUGUGCAGGGGGCCCCUUCCGGGACCAUCUGAAGAAGCUGAAUUUGAAAGUAGAGCUCCGGCUCCUGGACCUCUGGCACGACCUGCACCAUUUCCUCAGUGUCCAGAUGACUAACAGGAAGACUGGGAACUCCUUCUUUUGGCACUUGCUGGGCAACCGAAUCUGUGAGCUGUACCUGAAUGAGCAGAUUGGUCCGUGCCUACCACUCAAAUCCCAAACCAUCAAAGGCCUGAAGGAGCUGCUCCCUUCUGGGGAUAUGAACCCCUGGAUACUCAGAGCCCAGGAGGAGAUCUGCCAGAUUCUCAGCAGCUGGUACAAUGAAUUCCUGGAUGAAGAGGACUACUGGUUCCUCACUUGCUCAACUCAGGCCAAGUUCCUCAGCCCCAAGUGGCGUAAGAGAGAAUCCACAAGCAAAAAAGAGAACAUCCUUCUUUAUAAGAGGUUUGAGGAAUCCCUGGCAUUAAGCCAGGGCUUGGCUAACAUGGAAGAGAUGGAUUCUAUGCAGUGGCACAAACUGGCUUCCGAGGACCUGAGGCAAGGCGGGUCUCUCCGGGUGGAGCUGCAGUCUCCGGUGGUUCUGGCAGACACAGAGAAAAUGCCCUUUGAGGAGCUCUGCUAUAAGUAUCCGAAGGUGGCCAUACAGAAGAUCAGCGAUGACUACAAAAUAUAUUGUGAAAAAGCACCUAAGACAGAUCUUACAGUGCAAGUUUUCAGACAACCGAAGAUCCGUUCACCCACAGAAAGGAAAAUCUCCUUCUUGAAGAAGGCCAACAUUGUAAGGAAGCCGUCCCUGAGACCCAGAAACUUGACAGAAGUCCUCCUCAACCCACAGCAGGUGGAUUUCUUCAUGGAGUUCCUCAAAGAACGGAAGGCCGAAAGCCCACUGCAGUUCCUGAUGGCUGUCCAGAAGAUGAGUCUUGAGACAGAUGAAACGGUUUGCAAACCUAUCGUCGAAAAUAUAAUGAAGACCUUCUUCUAUGGCAAAAUCCCUCCUGAAGAAAUGCUGCAGUGUGAUGCGCCCAUCAUCAGAGACAUUUCUCAGAUGCAUCGUGUCAGCACAGUCCCGUUGUUAACACUCCAGGGCUAUGUCAUGAAAUCUCUGGAAGAAAAGUGGUUUAAAGAAUACCAAGACCUGUUCCCAAUUUUUCCUCAAGAAGUGCAAGCCAAAGUACGAACUUUGCCCAGGAAGCCCUCGAAGCCGACAGCAACCCAACUACAUACGUCCCAGAAAAAAUGCUGGCGAAAAAUGGUCAGCUUUAUCAAGAGCUUUUGCAAGUACCGCAGAUUUAUGUCUGAUGCCAGCAUACGUCCAGAAUUUGAAGAAUUUCUUCACAUGGAAAUAAACAACAGCAAGGAAAAUAUCUCUCCGCUACCCAAAGACACACCGGGACGCCCACCCCCACACCACCCAAACAUCCGGAGUGCAGACGAGAAUGGAGACAUGCCCCUCGUGAAACGCCGCAUAUUUGGCCACAGGAUUAUCACCGUCAACUUUGCCAUGAAUGAUUUAUAUUUCUUUUCUGAAAUUCAGAAGUUUAACGAUUUGGUGAGUUCAGCUCGUGUGAUGCAAGUCAACCGGGCCUACAGCGAGAAUGAUGUGGCCCUGAUGAGGGCGAAACUUACCAUCAUCUUAAGCCUCUACCUGCAUUCAGAGGUCCCUCCAAAGCUAAAGGUGAACAUCUCGGAGGCCCAGAAGGAUUCCAUCCUUAAUGCCAUUUCAGAGGGCCAUCUAGAUCGGACCGUCUUCCACGGGGCUAUCGUGUCUCUCUUCCCCAUCAUUAUGUACUUCUGGAAAAGGUUUUGUGUCUGGAGGGCAGUCCGCUCUUACUUGCAGCACAAGGGGAUGGUGUUCAAGGACGGAAAAGCUGCUCCCAAGGGACUGUACAAGUUCCCUCCGUGCAGCGGAGGAGAAUACACCACCUUAAGAUUCUCCUUGCUCAAAGGUUUUGAAUGGGUGCGGAUUCAGCAGCGAGACGUAGUGGCAAGUUCAGCCCAGAACUCUUCAUCGAGCAACCUGACCCAGCCAAAAACAGCCCUCUCCACAUUGCAAGUGGGUUCUGCCCAAGGGUAG